Molecule: messenger RNA, 573 nt
Organism: Nicotiana tabacum (common tobacco)
Lineage: Eukaryota; Viridiplantae; Streptophyta; Magnoliopsida; Solanales; Solanaceae
Source: RefSeq, a predicted model, not a curated record
CAUGGAAUCUCUGCCUGCUGAUUUUCUCACAGUAUUGCGUACCGAUGGGCUCCUAAGAUCUCUGAUCAGCAAGUUGGGUGCUCCCUUGCGAGUCCGAUUACUAGCAUAUGCUGAAUAUGCACUAUAUGGUCUUUCUUUGAAGGUUGACUCUACAUCUGAUUCCGCCAUAGAAGUCAUGCUCUCUAGAUUCAAGACAGGCCUCCGCUACAUCCAACUAAGACUCCUCUUUGGGAUGUUGGAGUUUGUUUCAUGGCUAGAAAACAUCAAACAGGCGUCAACUAGGAGGUCUAAAAAUUUGCUUGCCUCAGCUGGUUAUGCCGUUAGGAACUUGUAGCGUCCUUUAUUGACUACAUAAUUUAGUCUGGCCAAAUGCCGGAGCAGCUGUAAUAUUGAAGAAACUGUCUCAUUUUCAUGCCUUCAUUUCUUAAGAAACUCUCUUAUGUUCUAGGUCUAAAGGUAUUUUGUGCAACUAUACAAGCUUAAGCUUGUCAGAGAUUAUACAGGGGUCUUUAAGAAAGCGAAGUAGCAAACAAUAUGACUUAAAAUUGCAUGAAAGUUUACUCCAAUUUUAUA